AUGCGUUGGGAGGAAUUCACCUUUCUGUUUUUAUUAAUAUCCGGCACAAAUGCACAAUUUGGUGAGAUUGCUUCAUUAGCCACAUCAUUGCUGGGAGGUGCUCUUGGAAAUGGUGCGGGUAUUGGUGCACUUGCUGGUGCAGGAGCUGCUGGAGCCGGAGCAGCUGGUCAAGCGGGAGGUGCACUUGCUCAGAUCGGACAAUUGUAUCAACUUGCACAAGGAGCCCUCCAACUGACAGGAACUGGAGUGGGAGUACUCAACCAGGCCUCAGAAGGAAAUUGGUUCCCAGCUGUAUUGGAGCAAACUGCCAAGAACUCGCAAGCUCUCAUGAAGCAAGGUGGAGGAAACGGUCUGAACCUCGGAGCCCUUGGUCCAACACCAGGAAAAUCUGGCAGUGGAGGAAUUGGUCCAGAAUUCGGAACUAGCUUCCCAGCACCUAACAUUGAUGACUAUGAUGAGAAUGCCGAGAUCCCUGGUGUUACGGAGAAAAAAUCACCAAAGGCGCCAGAUGGUCUUGUUGAUAUUGAAGAAGAUGAGGACUAUGAGAUUGAAACUACUAAAGCUAUCACUACAACUACUGAAGCGCCAUCGACUACUACGACUACGGAGUUUUUCGUUGUGCCUGAUGAGGAUGAAGAGGAGACAACCACAGAGCCAACUACUCCGCAACCACGUCAAAUCAGAAUUCAAUUGCCAGACAAGGACGGUAAAACUGAGCCUGAAGACGAGUUGGAUUAUGAAGAUUUGAUCAAACAAAAAGUUGAAAAAGUUCACCCAGUUAUUCCAACCAUUGAUGCUGAAAGUACCGAUGAACUGAAACGAAACAUUAUUGCAACCCAUGGUACCAAGACCCAACCAGUGGUUCCAAAACUUGAUAAGCUAGUGGAAGUACUUCAGAAGAGCAAACUUUCUAAGGAAGAAAUCGAUGAAAUUGUUGCUCAGGUGGAAGGGAAUAGACACAUUGAAAAACCUGCCAAGUAUGAUUUCAACGCGGCAGUACAGAACAUCCCAGACAAGAAAAACAAGAUCCGUCAAAAGAUCACCGACGCUUCUCGACUCAUCAACUCAAAUUUUGACAAUCAGAGAAAAGAGCAGAGUAUUGUGUUCCAAAAACAAGUGGACGAAUUCAAAGUGUUACCAGAUCUUACUGAUUCCAGCAUUGCACCCGUACAUCUUACAACAACAACAAUCCCAACAACAACCACCACUACAACUACAACAAUUGCACCCACAACUACUACAAAACCCCCUAUCAAACUACCUGCAUCCACCCCUGCAACCCUCCCAAAUACUCCAAAUACCACCCCAAAACCAGCCCCCACUGCUACAGUAACCCCGAAACAUGUUCAGCAAGCCCGAUCCGUGCCUGCUGUUGCUCCUGCUCCUACCGCUGCUCCACAAGUUGCCCCACAAGUCGCCCCACAAGUUCCCCAACAAGUUAUCCCACAAGUCCAACAGCCACAACCUCAACAGCCAUACAAUAACUUCCUGUACCCCCACAACCCAUUCCAACAUCCUUUCCAUCAGCAACAACAGCAAUUCUACUAUACACAGGCUCCAUUCUAUGGCCAACAAACUCAAAAUUAUUGGGGACAACCACAGCAGCAACAGAAUCAAUAUAAUCAACAGCAACAGUACGGAUUCCAACAUCAACAACCACCACAACAAGUCCAACAGCCCUUCCAACAACAACAUUACGGAUAUUCCACUCCAUACCCAACUCAACAAGGACAAACUCAACCACAACAACCACAACAAUCUCAACAACCAUACUAUCAGCAACAAGCCCAUCAAGUUCAACAAGUCCAACCUACACCACAGCAACCCCAACAACAACUCCACCAGCAACCACAACAAUACUACCAACAGCCCCAAUAUGCUGCCCAACAACAACGCCUACAAACUUCUCAGCCCCCAGCACCAGUUCAACACCAACAGAAACCUCAAGCCCCACUACCAUCUCAACAAGUUGUCUAUAGACAAGGAAAUGCUCAACCAACAGCUGCUCCCCAGAGACCACCUGUGUACCCAGCACCUAACACCAAUCAAGUAGUACAUUAUUACAAUGAUGGAAGACAAAUUGUGCAACAAAUAAUUCCAAAAAGAAUCGCAGCUAAUGGAAACCUCCCAUUAAAUGGACCAUUCCAAUCUCAAGCCGCUGCCCCUGCUCCAACAGAUCCAUCAGAGUAUCAGAGAAGACAGCGAGCUCUUCAACAGGCUUACCAUCAACCACAAACUAGAGCAGUAGAGACUCAAGGACACGCCAGAGUACCACAACCACCACAGCGUGUCCAACCAAGAAUUUAUGAGUCUACUGUCACCGCUACCGGCCAUAGACAGGCACACGCUAUUCGAACCUACCAAGCCACUAAAUCAGCGAGCGUGACACCUCCAAAUCCACAACCAGCUGCUGCUACAAGAAGUUCUGGAAGAGUUAGCUCUUCGAAAAAACGAUACAGUGGACAUGUCCUCCCAGGACCAACCAUUGAUCAUAGAAGUCUACUAGAAAAACGAACAACCGCAAAACCACGUUAUGUCCGUGUGCCAUGA
Molecule: messenger RNA, 2550 nt
Organism: Caenorhabditis remanei
Lineage: Eukaryota; Metazoa; Nematoda; Chromadorea; Rhabditida; Rhabditidae
Exons: 13
Coding region: 1-2550 (849 amino acids)
Biological process (GO): regulation of transcription by RNA polymerase II
Cellular component (GO): nucleus; aryl hydrocarbon receptor complex
Molecular function (GO): transcription cis-regulatory region binding; nuclear receptor activity
Source: RefSeq, a predicted model, not a curated record